UGACAGCUGGGUAAAAAAAACAAAAAAAACAAAAACUCGCCGACAUCCAGGAAGAAAGAGGCGAAGCUCGGUCGCUCUGUCUGUUCCGGUCUGUUCCCUCUGCGACAACCUGCACCGCGGACUCACGGCGAUAUCAAAAAGGGACCGAAUCACUGCUUGACCACUGUAGCAGGUAUGGCUGAGUUGGCGGGUCUGGUGCAGCGGCUGGAGGUGGCGGUGGGUCGUCUGGAGUCCAUGUCGGGCCCCGGAGGCAGCUCUGGAGAAUCUGCCGGGGGAGCUGUGUCUGUGUACGUCGAGGCCUUUGACGAGAUCAUCCGUGGUCCUGUGGCCCAGUACGCCGCCCUCAGCCAGAAGAUCGGAGGUGAUGUCCAGAAACAUGCAGACAUGAUGAAAAAGGCGUUCUCCAGUCAGAGACAACUCCUCGCGACAGCCUCGUCCUCCCAAAAGCCGUCUGAUACGGUUCUGAUGACCCUCCUGCAGCCAGUGUCCAAAGCGAUCCAGCAGGUGCAGGCGUUCCGCGAGCAGAACCGCACCUCGACGCACUUCAACCACCUCUCCGCUGUCAGUGAGAGUGCGCCUGCCCUCGGAUGGGUCGCCAUGGCUCCUAAACCGUGCCCCUAUGUUAAAGAGAUGCAGGACGCCGCCAUGUUCUACACCAACCGCGUGCUCAAAGAUUUCAAGGAGAAGGACAAGACACACGUGGACUGGGUGAAGGCCUACGUCUCCAUCUGGACUGAGCUGCAGAACUACAUCAAAAAGCACCACACCACUGGACUGAGCUGGAGCAAGACUGGCGCCGUAGCUGCGGCCACUGCAACUCCUCCCAGCGCUCCGGCCGGUGGAUGUCCUCCCCCACCUCCCCCCGGACCUCCUCCUCCUCCCAUGGAUCUGAGCGGAUCCACCGGCGGCAAGGGCGGCGAUUCUGGUUCUGAAAACCGCAACGCUUUGUUCGCGUCCCUCAACAAGGGAGCCGACAUCACCAUGGGCCUGAAGCAUGUGAGCGAUGACCAGAAGACCCACAAGAAUCCGACACUGAGGGCUGAGACCGGUCCAGUGCGUACAGGGCCAAAACCCUUCACCCCCUCCCCCCGGCCGGCUGUGUCUGCCACCCCGACCCGCACUCUGCCCCCUGUGCUGGAGCUCGAUGGGAAGAAGUGGAAAGUGGAGAACCAGGAGGGAGUGCAGGACCUGGUGAUCAGCGACACUGAGCUGAAGCAAGUGGUCUACGCUUUCAAGUGUAACAAGAGCACCCUGCAGGUCAAGGGCAAACUCAACUCCAUCAUUCUAGACAACUGUAAGAAAGUGGGCCUGGUGUUUGAAAAUGUCGUGGGCAUCGUUGAAAUCAUCAACUGCAGGGACAUCAAGAUCCAGGUCAUAGGUAAGGUCCCAACCAUCUCCAUCAACAAGACGGACGGUUGCCAUGUUUACCUGAGCAAGGACUCCCUGAGCUGCGAGAUCAUCAGCGCCAAGAGCUCAGAGAUGAACAUCCUGGUGCCCAACGACGACGGAGAAUACUCGGAGCUUCCUGUUCCCGAGCAGUUCAAGACCAUCUGGGACGGCCAGAAGUUUGUUACCACAGCAACAGAGAUCGCCGGAUAGACGAGGGCAGCAUUAUAAAAUGGUCGCCCCCCCUUCCUCCUCGACGUUUUGUUUUGUUUUUUUUGCAAACGCCUACCUGACUGAUCGCCCACACCCAACCAGCUAACUCUCAACACUGUAGACUGAGAUUCGGACCUUGUGCGUUGUAUUCUCUCUCUCCCUUCUAACCCCGUCAGCCAAUCACAGCUUAAGCUGUCCCUUCCCUAAGCCAAUGAGAGGACUGCUUGCGUUACCUGGAGCAAAUCCUCCAGCCAAUCAGCAAGGGAGCAGCUUGUCACUAAAAUUGGGUUUUGCCAAUAGCUGGGAUGCUCUUUACGGUUUUCUUUUUCCUUCUAUCUGGAUAAUUUUAAAGAUAAAUGGAACAUGUAGAAUAGCCAACAAAAGCACUGCAGCCAAACAGGCUGGUUUCCUUGUUAAGUCGUGGCCUGUUUCACUUUAUGAAAAUCACUUGUGAAGCUCUUGUCAAACAAAAGAGGAUAAUGACAUCAUCCAUAUCACCGCCACUGUAACAUUAUGAACACGCACAUCGUGGAUAAUAAAUGUAUAACGUCAGCACUCGUCCGUGCACAUCCAUAGAAGUAAAACCUAGUUGUAUGCAAAACCACUGUCACAUCCUCAAACUCUUCAUCUAGGUGAUGUUGGUGUGAUGUUAAAAUAACAGGACAAAUUAGAAUUCCAUGUGCUUUCCCUCAAAGCCACACACGACAUUCCCGAUUUUAUUAAAAACAUUCCAUGGAAGGAGGCAUGUAUGGGAAAAAAAGUUUGCAGUCAAGAGCAAAGAUGUUGAUACAGAGGAUGAGGAGAAAUAAAAUGAUGGGGGAAAAAAUUAACAUUCGUUGUAGUUGAAUGCUCCACUUCAGUGUCUAGAUUGGAAAUACCUGCUCAUUUGUGUAUAUAUUAAUAAUAAUUAGUCUCAAAUGUUUGUCCUCACCAUCGACAUGUCUUCACUCACUCUAUACUCUUUGGUUCUCCACUGAUUACUCUUUUUUUUUUUUCAUAUUGUCUUUCUUUAACUUCCUUUUCUUUUCUUUCGGGUCCAAAAUCCGAGGUCUGCUCAUUAGUAAUGGAGACGUCAUUAAAAAAAAGUUGCAAUAAAA
This is a messenger RNA of Scophthalmus maximus (turbot), 2696 nucleotides long. RefSeq names its product CAP, adenylate cyclase-associated protein 1 (yeast) (gene cap1). Gene Ontology annotation, molecular function: actin binding; adenylate cyclase binding. The transcript is spliced from 13 exons. NCBI's taxonomy places the organism in Eukaryota, Metazoa, Chordata, Actinopteri, Pleuronectiformes, Scophthalmidae. Gene Ontology annotation, biological process: cell morphogenesis; regulation of adenylate cyclase activity; cytoskeleton organization. Bases 175 to 1599 code for a protein of 474 amino acids. Gene Ontology annotation, cellular component: cytoplasm. The record is from RefSeq and is a predicted model, not a curated record.